Messenger RNA from Lampris incognitus (smalleye Pacific opah), 6965 nucleotides. It is a transcript of the gene shroom2a, whose product is annotated as shroom family member 2a. The transcript has 10 exons. The coding region runs from base 52 to 4995 and encodes 1647 amino acids. Gene Ontology annotation, cellular component: cortical actin cytoskeleton; apical junction complex; adherens junction. Gene Ontology annotation, biological process: actin filament organization. Gene Ontology annotation, molecular function: actin filament binding. The record is from RefSeq and is a predicted model, not a curated record. Lineage: Eukaryota; Metazoa; Chordata; Actinopteri; Lampriformes; Lampridae.
CUGCAGUCUUAGGCUUAACGUUCGCAAUAUUUCAUUGUCAUUUGUCACUUAAUGCCAGAACCUUGCUUAAGGGACGAACAAAAUCUCAAGUGGACACCUUUGCAUCUAUUGGUGGAAGAGGGCAGCAAGGCAGCAGCUGUAAGUCUCCAGGUGGGAGACGAGCUUGUUAAUAUCAAUGAGGUUCCCCUGAGUGGCUACAGACAGGAGGCUAUCUGCUUAGUGAAAGGCUCCCAUAAGACCCUCACUCUGGUGGUGAAAAGGCGAAACGAACCCAUAAGCAGGCCUCACUCCUGGCACUCCACCAAGUUCAACGGAAGCCAAUCAGAGACUGCCAAAACACAGUCUCCACCCACUCCAGUGUGGCAUACAAGAUAUGAUGCAAGUUCAUCAUCAACUGAUCUCUCCACUGGAUGGGAGCAGACAAAUCUGCGUAGAGUGUCCGACCAGUUCAGCUCUCUGGGCAGUAUGGACAGUCUAGAGCAUGUCUCACAUCCCUACCCUCCAGGCCAACUUUCUUCAGCAAAGUCCAACAAUAGUGCAGAGCAUCUUGGAGGAGGCAAGCGAGAUUCAGCCUAUAGCUCCUUUUCCACCAGCUCUGGCACACCAGACUAUACUCUGUCAAAGAGCAAUGCCGCCUCCACAGAGAAUAUGCUCUACAAAAUUAACCAGUGGGACUUAGGAGGCAAACAUAGCAAUGGCAGAAAUAGCCAGAACUUUAGUGAUGGAGCCAAACUGGACGAUAGGCAGGGUUACCUGCAGAUGGCAGGAGGGAGCACAGGCCGGGAUAGCCCAAGGUCUGAGGAGCAGGCUGGCUCUCGCCAUUCUAGUUCAAGUAGGGCCAGCUUCGGUCCGGUUUGGCAUGUUCCUGAAAAAAAGAAGACGGCUUCCCCCUCUCCUCCCCCACCUCCUCCACCAGUACGCAGUGACAGCUUCGCUGCAACCAAGGUACAUGAGAGGGGGCUUGCUAUAGCCUAUCCUGAGGGACCUGAUUCACAUGUCCAGUUUAAAUCUCAUGAAAAGGAAAUCGAGAAAAGGUCAGAGACCUCAGAUAUUGCUAAACGCACCUCUGAAAACCACCGUAGUCAUGUCCUAGCCUACAAAAAUGACAGUGACAAUACUUACAUUUUACCUGACAACUCUAAUCACAACCCAGUCAAUUCAAACAAACAGUACUCUGUGUCCAGUACUGAUGUUCGGCUAAGUCAUCACCCUCAUGCUAGCCAACCUUACCAUCAACGGCAAUAUAACGACAAAAGCACUUUUUACUCCCAGCCCAAGACAACAUCUACAACAAAGCCACAGAACAUAAGCGGCUACUACAGCAGUAUGCAAGAACUGUCCACUAACAGCUCUGCUCAUCCCUAUGGUCAGAACCAUGGUAAGACCCCCUCUUUGUCUAGCACAGCUAUUGACCAAAAUCCAGAUAGUGGUGGACUAAGCCGAUACUACUGUGUCACAACAUGCCAGGCUACCCAGCCCAAUCCCAGCCACCUGUCAGGAAAGGCAGAGGACAGGAAAAGUGCAGCUGACAUCGAGGUGGUUCAUACUGGAAAUGACAAGAAUUCUCUUUGUUCCCAGAUAGUCAACAAAGCAAAAUAUGAAUUGCCUCAACACCAGCAGCACAUCUCCCACAGUAAGGACAGUAAUGGAUACAGCAAGCAAGAUGAAAGUGUGCGUCAUAAACAGCCACCCACUGUGACUCCCCCUAGUGUACAGGAGACCUCUUCGACUAAACCCAGUACUGAUGAAAGGGGAAAUCAGAGAAGACCCAAUUUACAGAGUGCAGAGGCUCACUACCUGAGUUAUCCCCCAAGCAAACAGUCUGAACAGUGGAGGUCUCUGCCCUUGCAACAGAGAGAUUUACUGCAGGAUAUCAGACAUCAGGGUCAAGAAAGUAGCAAGAUCUGCCCCCAGACAAGCCCCAUGCUUCACUCUUUAUCGAUGGAGACCACUGACAAAGAUGAGAAACUGAUGGCCACAAACUGUGAAGAGUCCCUUGAAAGCAAGCAGGCAAGACGUACUGACCGUUUUGCCACCACAUUGAGGAAUGAAAUCCAAAUGAGACGAGCCAAGCUGCAGAAAAGUAAGAGUGCAGCCACGCUCCCUGGCUCUGAGACUGAGGCUGGCACCAAGACUGACCAGGAAGUCUGGAAGUCCAAAGAAUGCUCCCCCCCGACCUCUUCAGAUGGGUCUUUCACUAACACCUAUAAAGACAAUCUUAAGGAGGCCCAGGCUCGAGUGCUCAAGGCUACUUCUUUCAGGAGGAGAGACCUGGAGCCGGUCUUACUGGAGUACCCUGUGUCUGAGGCCUUACCCAGCUACCCAUCCUCAGUGGUAGCUCGUAAAGAUGUCACCUCUCUGCCAACUGUUUCUGAAUCACUAAUGAAUAAAUCGGGGUCUGUCAGUGGUCAGAUAAACCGCAUUGGAGCCCGAAAGCGUUUCCCCCCUGAAAAGAAGGUUAAGUCUUUCUCAGAACCAGACAAGAUCCAUGAGGUGGGAGUGAGAGAAGAUCUCCCUCCGACAGAAAACACAGGCUCUUCAGAAGACCAACAGAAGCUCUUUGAGGCAACCGAUAAACCCUUGUAUCCAAAACAUAUGCCUAUACAAACUCUUCAAAACUUUUCAGAGGACUCCAGAAAUAUCAAGCCGAGAGUCCAGGCCUCUGCCAGUGAAACAGAAAACAAGCUAAAAGGGAUCAGGACCAUAGUCGGUCCCUCUACAGAGUAUAAUGAGGAGAAUCAGGGAGUACCUUACUCGGCACACAAGCAAUCAUCCCUGGAGCAGCAAAGACUAGGUACCUUUGCUGAGUAUGAGGCAAGUUGGAAUGUACAGAAGAAGCCCACUGAAACAAGGGCUUCUGGACGAUACCGAUCAGCAGAUAACAUCCUGGACCCAGGAGCAGAGGAGAGAACAAAACCCACCUGCUUCCAUGAGAGAUCUCGAUCCUCUCCCUCAGCUGAUUUCUAUGGGCAGAAGAUUACAGUCCCUGGAAGAAAGUCUGCAGAAUAUUCCCAGGUUGAAUGUAACCCUGCUGAACAGCACAACAUGGCCACAAGGCUUUCUGAUAGAGGGCCAGGAGAGUGCAGAGUGAGAGAAAAGCCUGUGGAACCUGAGCAUUACCUGGCACCACCCCUACUGCCUGUUACAGGUCCUAACCCUGAGUGCAGACACAGAGCUGUCCCUGCCCCAGUGUACCACAGACCCACAUCCAGCUCCCAUAGCCCCACAGAUUCUACCCUCCUUCACCCCGAGGAACAUUGCCACAUUGAGCCCAGAUCUGAUCCAAGGAGGAAGCCUCCCGAGCUCGAAAAACCUUCCCCGCCCAAACUGGACAAUUCCAGACGUCCAGAGAUAACCCCCACGCCUGACAACUCCCACGAAUCCUUUACUCGGUCCCAAAGUGAAGUCUCCACCCACUAUUCUCCUAACAGAGACCUUGACCCCGCCCCUGUUCCCGCCUACUCUCCAAAGAAAAAUUCUGAGCCGAGCAAAGGACCUGUGGACAGAGGACAAGGGGCAGUACGUCAAGCAGUAACAUCCAGUUCUGAGCCAGCCUCCCCUUCCUUGGCUUCAUCAUACAGACCUCCAGUACCUGUUACCAUGGAAGAGCAGCGCCCACCCUCACCACAGUUUUCUCCACAGAAACUUAGUGACAAGCCGCCUGUCUCUCUACAAGAUGAAGAUUCCAACAGAAUGGAGAAUGUACUGGAAAACAAUAAUAUAGCUGUGAAGAAAGUGCCCAUCAAGAUUGUCCACUCCGAGAGCAUCUCAGAGAAAGAGAACCGUCAGUAUUUGCUGCACAAUGACAUAACUGCUGCCGAGGCACAGGGGCCUGGGAUGGCCCAGCUCAGUAGCCUGGGAGCUCCAGAGCAUGACUACUCUGUGUUCUGUGCCUACACAAGGCAGACAGAGCCGGGCUCCAACAGAAUGCCAGCUUCUCAGACAGACCUGAAGCUCCAGAGAAAUACAGACACAAGCACCCUCGGAGACCACUUCAACUCCAGUGUUCAUCAGCCAUCCCAGCCCCCAGAACAGGUUGGGAAUGGCAACAGAGUGGCUCCAAACACGGGGUUCUCUGAGGAGGACCAAAAGAGAGAGGAGUUGGCCAGGGAUAUCAUGGGGAAGGACAGGUCACUAGCUGACAUCCUGGACCAGAGAAGAAUGAAGACCACCAUGGACUUGAUGGAAGGCAUCUUCCCCCAGGGGGAGCAGCUGUUGGAGGGAGCUCAGCAGCGCAGGAAGGUGGCUCCUAAACAGACCGUCCCUCGGCCCACUGAGGAAAGGAAGGAGGAUGCCAGUCUUGCAGCUGCUGUUGCAGUGGUGACCAGUUCAACAUAUUACAGCACUUCAGCUCCAAAGGCUGAGCUUUUGAUCAAGAUGAAGGACAUGCAGGAGCAGGAAGAGGAAGACUCAGAGGAUGAACUGGACAUUGAUCUGGCCAACAAAAAGCAAGAGCUGAUUGACAGCCUUAGCAAGAAGCUUCAGGUGCUGCGAGAGGCUAGGGAGAGUCUCCAGGAGGACAUCCUGGACAACAAUGCUCUAGGGGAGGAGGUGGAGGCCACCGUACAGCAGGUCUGCAAACCUAAUGAGCUAGACAAGUUCAGGAUGUUCGCCGGGGACCUGGACAAGGUGGUAAGCCUGCUGCUGUCCCUAUCUGGCCGUUUGGCAAGAGUGGAGAAUGCCCUCAACAGCCUGGACGAGGAUGCCACUUCAGAGGAGAGGCGCACACUAACUGAAAAGAGGAAGCUGUUGAUCCGACAGCAUGAAGAUGCAAAGGAACUAAAGGAAAACCUGGACCGUAGGGAACGUGUGGUCUACGACAUUCUGGCCACCUACCUGAGGGAAGAGAACCUUACAGACUACGAGCACUUUGUCAAGAUGAAGUCUGCACUCAUCAUCGAGCAGCGCAAACUUGAGGAUAAGAUCAAACUGGGCGAAGAGCAGCUUAAGUGCUUGACAGACAGCCUUCCACUGGAGCAGAGAAUGCCCUUUUGAAGACACUUGAGUUCUCGGCACAAAUGACAAAUGUCAUUUGUUAAAUUCCUCAGUCUGAAACAAGCUUGACCAACCACUGUUGCGUUAUCAGAUUGCAGUUGAGUCCUAUGUCCAACAGAGGGCAACAGAGAUACACAGCACCAAGGAUGAAGGAUCAUCAUUUUGCGAGGAUGAGCAUUUUCUCAUGUUGUCUCCAUUGUAUUUCACACCGACCUGGUCAUGAAGGAGCCUCAGCAGAACACAUUGUACUUGUUUCUCAUCUGCUUAGAACUGGGCUGUCAUGAGAUCAUCGGAAUCAAAAGCCUCCCAAAAUGACCUUUUGAACAUUGCUGUUUGCUUUUUCAACCACUGUAUAUAAUAUGUUCAAGAAUAAUUUCAAGCUGUUGUUUUAUUUUAUUAUUUUUUUUAGUAAUUUAUUGUAGCCUUUUGAAUCUGUACAGAGGGGAACAGUAUUUUAUCUUCAGCUAUUUUAACAGCCAUGUUAAGUAAAGCUUGUAUACAGCCAUCAAUGAACAUUUAUCGAGGCUAUUCUCCACAUAACAAAAUGAUUCUAUUGAUUUGACAUUCCGAAAACUCAACCCCACAAUCUGAAAAUGCAAUUUAAUCCAAAUUCUUAACCCCCCCUCCCUUUUUUUUCUCCCCAAUUGUACUUGCCCAAUUACCCCACUCUUCCGAGCCAUCCUGGUCACUGCUCCACCCCCUCUGCCGAUCCGGGGAGGGCUGCAGACUAUCACAUGCCUCCUCCGAUAUAUGUGGAGUCGCCAGCUGCUUCUUUUCACCUGAAAGUGAGGAGUUUCGCCAGGGGGACGUAGCACGUGGGAAGAUCACGCUAUUCCCCCAAGUUCCCCCUCCCUGCUGAACAGGUGCCCCGACCGACCAGAGGAAGCGCUAGUGCAGCGACCAGGACACAUACCUACAUCCGGCUUCCCACCCGCAGACACAGCCAAUUGUGUCUGUAGGGACGCCCAACCAAGCCGGAGGUAACACGGGGAUUCGAACUGGCGAUCCUCAUGUUAGUAGGCAACGGAAUAGACUGCUACACUACCCAGACGCCCCAAAAUCUUUACCUUUUGCUAAGAUUUUUGCUCAAUCAUCCCUUUUCUUCCCCUGGAAUAAGUGGCUUUUUUUUCUCUACACCAUUACAUUUCAUAAGUAUCAAACAAUAUUCCUGCAGAAUACUUGUAACAGUUCCUGUGAAGAGGAAGCGAUUUGAUACAUCUCAAACUGGGGCACUUGCUCGAGUUUGUUCUCUUGACAGAAUUGGCACUUCAAAUCCCAGGUUUCUCGAGUACAGUCCACAUCUGAUGUGCCUGGAGGUCGCCGCCACCUAUGCCCUUGCAAACACAUGCAUGCCAUGCAGUCUUUCAUCCACCCCUGCGCAUGCAUGAAAAAGUGCUGUCCAUUCUUAUCACAGGUAACAUUACCCCCUUGAAAAUGUUUUUUGGUACUCAUAAUACAGGUUACACAUAAAUUGAUCGAGUGUUGUUUAUUGUAUAGAUCUCGUUACCUCUAUGUUUUUCAUAUCAUUACUCAUGGUGCUUAUAAUGUACGCUCAAGGUUGCUACGAUUCAGCUGCCCUUCGACAGGGUGCUAAAAAGGACCUGCUUGUUAAAUUAUAGAGUAAGCUGUUUAUACACAGUAUUUCGUAAGAUAAGCCUGAUCAUUGACCUAUAGUUUAUAUUCAACACUAAAAAUCUCUAACAUUCCAGGUUGAUAAUAUUGCAACCAAAAUUAAACACAUAUAUUUCUCUUUUGAUCAUUUUUUUUUACCAACUUCAGUCUAUCAGAUGUGUAAAUUUCAAACAAUAAGGAUUCAGUUUCUCGAAGGUAAAAAGCCAACUGAAGGAUAUUUGUUUUGAGCAUUCUGGCACAAGUAUGUUUCAUUUUUCACUGACUUAAUACACUGCAACAGCUUGACUCUUAACACUUUAUCAGCUGCGCUGCUUUAUAUUAAAUAAAGGGUCUGCUGA